Messenger RNA from Lathyrus oleraceus (garden pea), 780 nucleotides. RefSeq lists its product as uncharacterized. The transcript has 2 exons. The record is from RefSeq and is a predicted model, not a curated record. The coding region runs from base 1 to 780 and encodes 259 amino acids. Lineage: Eukaryota; Viridiplantae; Streptophyta; Magnoliopsida; Fabales; Fabaceae.
AUGGCAGAUCAAGAGCAUGAAUUGGAGCGAGUGAGCUCAGAGCUCGAAGACCUGCGUGGAAACAUGGGUCAGGUCAUGGAAAUAUUGCAGGUCAUCAGGGCAAAGUUAGACACCCAAACAACGGUUGUUUCUGAAAUCGCAGGUCCAUCGAUUGAACCCCAACCUGCGAGGGCGGUACCAACAACCUGGCCAACCUAUGGUUUACCUCCCGGUUUCACGCCUACAGUUGAAGGCGCCCCUGGUUUUGCACCAUCUGCUCAGCAGACAGCUCCUCUACCGACCAUCAAUGAAAAUCAUCCAGUGGUUCACACGUUCGCACCUCCUCUCGUUCGUGCACACGUGCAACCCUACUUUGAGGACCAACAACACGCUCCAGACUUUUCAGAUGAAGAUGAGGAAAGGCAGGAGGACCUAAGAGGGAUGAAGGAGAACUACCAGCUGCUUGAGAAGAGAUUGAGGGCUAUGGAAGGUGACCAAGUUUUUGGUGCUACAGCUAAGGAGAUGUGCCUGGUGUCCGGUCUUGUGAUCCCUGCAAAGUUCAGGACCCCAGAUUUCGAUAAGUAUGAGGGCCACUCGUGUCCUAAGAGUCACCUCAUUAUUUUCUGCAGGACACAUUAUGAGUACUUUACAGUUUAUAAAAACUGCAAUAUUGUUUGUGCCGGCUACAAGAAGCCAUUUUCUGCUUCUGAGACACCACCCCCGCCUUUAAUCGCAAAUGCUUCCCCCACUUUAAGAGUUGCUUUGUUGAAGCAGCAUCAGUUCAACUCCAACGGCAACUGA